This is a messenger RNA of Cucumis melo (muskmelon), 2318 nucleotides long. RefSeq lists its product as uncharacterized. Bases 239 to 1972 code for a protein of 577 amino acids. The record is from RefSeq and is a predicted model, not a curated record. Lineage: Eukaryota; Viridiplantae; Streptophyta; Magnoliopsida; Cucurbitales; Cucurbitaceae. The transcript is spliced from 5 exons. Gene Ontology annotation, cellular component: cortical microtubule. Gene Ontology annotation, biological process: cortical microtubule organization.
ACUAUUGAGAUCGAGCCUCGGCUAAACCGGCCGUUCCCAGAACCCAAAUAUGGAUCUGACGCUGACUCUGUCUCCUCCUUCUCUCUCUGUUUUCUUUCUCUAAUAUACAAACUUCCAUUACUGAUUUCUUCCUCUUCUCCUUCUUCCUUCAUUUCCAUUGCAAUCUCCUUCACUUCCUCUCUCUAUUGACCCUCCUUUUUCUCUCUCUCUCACCCCAACCUUCCCAUUCCCCGCCCUCAUGAACCGCAACUGGCGAGAGCCUCUUUCUGGCUCCCGCAAUGCUCCUCUUUUGUCCCAGCACCGCCGUGGUCAUAGCUUCACUGGAAUCUCUAGAGAUUCCGAUGAGAAUCUGGAUCUCUUCUCCAAGAAUCGCCGCAGUCUCUCCGUUACUGCCUCUGAUGACUCCUCUGAUGCGUCGGUGAAAUUGGGGAGGCUUUCAGUUGGAUCGGUGAAAUUGGCUAAGAGUGGGAUUGACGAUCUGCUUUCGUCGACUGAGGGAGGAAAACACGAUUAUGAUUGGCUUCUCACCCCACCUGGUACUCCUCUUUUCCCUUCAUCCUCUGAAAGUGAAGUUCAAUCUACGGUAGCAGCACCGAGAAGCAGCACUUUGGUCAGGUCAUCUUCGACAACAAAAGCUUCGAGGCUUUCAGUUUCACAAUCAGAGUGCAACAAUCCUUCAAGGCCAGUGAGGAGCAGUUCCGUGUCUCGGUCCUCUGUCUCCACUCCACAGUAUAGUAGUUAUUCCUCCAAUAGGUCCGCUUCAUCAAUUCUUAACACAAGCUCAGCUUCGGUUUCCUCUUACAUUAGGCCUUCCUCCCCAAGUACACGCAGUGCAUCCUCUGCAAGACCUUCUACUCCAUCUUCACGUUCAACACCAUCGAGGUCCUCAACUCCUUCAAGAGCCCGUCCAUCCCCCAACAGCCCCUCCAUUGAAAAACCAAGGCCACUACAAAGUUCAAGGCCAUCUACUCCUAACUCUAGGCCUCAAAUUCCUGCAAAUUUGAGUUCUCCUGCAGCUCGGUCAAAUUCCCGUCCAUCUACACCUACUCGACGAAAUUCUGCUCCUUCCCUCUCUUCUGUUGUUGGCACUCCAUCUUCUACGUCACGUGUUCUCUCAACAAACGGACGCAGUUCAACAUCAACAUCCCGACCAAGCUCCCCUAGUCCUCGGGUCCGAGCUGCACCUCAGCCAAUUGUCCCCCCUGAUUUUCCUCUUGAUACCCCUCCAAACCUCCGAACAACAUUGCCUGACCGGCCAAUUUCUGCUGGUAGAUCCCGUCCAACUCCUUCUGCAUCGGUUAGGGGAAGUCCAGAGACUACAUCAACUGUUACUGUGCCUAGAAGAGCUGCAUCACCUACCGUAACAAGGGGAAGAAUAACAGACACCCCAGGAAGAGGCCGAUUGAAUACAAAUGGACACCUCAGUGACAGUCCUGAAACUAGGAGACUUUCAAGUUCUUCCGAUUUGAGCGGAAGGAGACCUGUGAAGGCUUCUACAACUACAGCAGAAAGCAAUGGAUUUGGGAGGUCUAUUUCAAAGAAAUCACUCGAUAUGGCCAUCAGACAUAUGGAUAUAAGAAAUGGCCCUGGGAGUGUGCGCUCAGGUUCUGGCAAUACUCUAUUUCCACACAGCAUUCGAUCAGCCACUUCGAAGACUCAAUCCAUUGCUUUGAGUAACUCAGAGGCUACCGAUACCGACUACCAAAUGAGCAGUAACAACAACGUGGAUAGAGGAAAUCAUUUCCAUAGACCUUCUGCAACGAUCGGAACCGAAGGAGGAGGAGAGAAUGGAAGAUUUUCUGCAAGCUUGAAUCAUUUGGACAUUUAUGAAAGCUCCCGUUAUGAUGCGAUAUUACUGAAAGAGGAUUUGAAAAACACAAAUUGGCUGCACAGCGCCGACGAUAAAACGGAUUUGGCUUCCAUUUUGGAUAAUGGAUUUGAAGCUCUGCCUGAGCCUUUUGGCCUCUUAUAAUAUAUAAGAUGAGGAUGAUGAGGUUUGUAUUGUAUGUUUAUUUUUCCUUUUUUUUUUUUUUAAAAAAAAGAAAUUUAAGUUAUCAUCUUCAUCUUCAUCAGCAAUUAUUAUUAUUUUUGGCAUCAUUUUGGUUUUGAAAAUGAUGGAGAAUCUGUCCAAGAGAAGAUAAAAAUAUGGUUGUAUGUGAUUUAUUAAGAAAAAUUAGUUUGUAAUGGUAGGAGGGGUGCCUGUUGUCAAAACUUUGGAGUAUUUUUGUGUAUCCCAAAGAAUUUGUUCAGAAAAUUUGUGCUCGAACUUUUAUUUUGGGGUUAAAAAACACGUUGGUCCUCUCGUUUCAUUCAACAUU